This is a messenger RNA of Polyodon spathula (Mississippi paddlefish), 1363 nucleotides long. Its product is annotated as leukotriene C4 synthase-like. The record is from RefSeq and is a predicted model, not a curated record. Lineage: Eukaryota; Metazoa; Chordata; Actinopteri; Acipenseriformes; Polyodontidae. Gene Ontology annotation, molecular function: enzyme activator activity; leukotriene-C4 synthase activity; glutathione peroxidase activity. Gene Ontology annotation, cellular component: membrane; endoplasmic reticulum; nuclear envelope. The transcript has 5 exons. Gene Ontology annotation, biological process: leukotriene biosynthetic process. The coding region runs from base 159 to 626 and encodes 155 amino acids.
UUAAAAUUCUGCAACCUGGGGGAAGCACCCUCAUGAUAUCGUCGCUUAGCCGAUUGAAACAGAUGAGUGGAGGUCCGCUCAGGCUUGUUCUUAAAUCAUCUAGUGCGUAAUAAUUGAAGCUAAUAUAUUUUCCUUUAUUUCUCAGAAGUACAAAGUGAAUGAUGUUGGAUCAGAUGGUGUAUGUGGCCGCUGUAACGGUUUUAGCGGUAAUUGAGCAAGCCUACUUCUCCCUCCAAGUGAUCUAUGCCAGGCGGAAAUAUUCUGUGUCUCCUCCAUGCAUUGCUGGGCCCCCAGAGUUCGAGAGAGUCUACAGAGCGCAGGUGAACUGUGCAGAAUAUUUCCCACUCUUUGUCUCCAUACUUUGGGUGGCUAGCCUCUAUUUUAGCCAAGUUGUGGCACCUCUCUGUGGACUUCUCUACCUGUAUGGCAGAUACCAAUACUUCCAUGGCUAUGCCCAGUCUUCUCAUGGGAGGCUGGCUCCAAUGUACUUCAGCGCUCGGGUUCUCUGGAUUUUGAUUGGUUUCUCCACAGUGGGGGUCCUCAGUGACCUGAGCAAGAUUUAUUUCGGAGUGGCUUUUCUUCAGGGCCUGAAAGUCUUCCUCCGAUCGUAUUGGAUCCCAUUCUAGGAGGACUGGGUUGUGGUUGCUGUGUUAUAGUUGACUGAAAUCACUCUGAAAUACUGUUGUGUUUUUGUUAUCUUUUUUUAAAAUAUAUAACUGCUGUUUCUCUUUGUUUUAACUAUGAGCUGCUCUUUGGUUCUAUCAGCCAUAGGUAUAUGUUUUGUCAGCUCGAUCAGCCAAAAUGACUUUACAGAUGUGCCAGCCCCACCAGUGCAAAGAAGUGCCUUACCAGCAAAGCAAAAGGAAACUUGAUCCAUAGCAGCAGAUCACUAGAAGGUGUUGGUUUUUACUUCUAUAAAUAUACUUUGGCUUAUCUAGCUAGCCUAUGUUACAUCUAUCUUGAUAAAAAUGAAGAACAGCUCCUAUUGCAAUAAAAACCAGUAAGUAUGACUGCAGACAUUAUAAAACUGAGCAGUAAGAAAAACAAAAAAAAAAUCUGAAGGUAUUUUAAAUCAUAAUCCACAAAACUCACUCAGAAGAGCAGUCUGCCUCCUACAGUAAAGACUGCCAAUUGUGCACAACCUAUGUGGUGAUUAUGUGAUGUGCAUGAGGAUAGGAUCUGCAUUUACAUAAGUCUUGCAAAUGUUUUGCUCAGUUUACUUGUUGUUGUUUUUGUAAAUGUUUUAUAUUAUUCAUGUUCUAUUCACAGUAUAUAGAGAGAAACUAUGUGUAACCAGCAGCUGCAGUGUGGUGUCCAGGCAUGUGUCUAGACCACAGUAUGAAUAAAAUCUAUUCCUUUUGAA